Xenopus tropicalis (tropical clawed frog) is the source of this 1331-nucleotide messenger RNA. RefSeq names its product WD repeat domain 89 (gene wdr89). The record is from RefSeq and is marked provisional. Lineage: Eukaryota; Metazoa; Chordata; Amphibia; Anura; Pipidae.
UUUACAUGCGAUUUACAGUUUCGCUGAACGUAUCACAAAUUGAACUGGUGAGUGUAUAUAACCAUGGAAGCUUUAGAGGAACAGCUUUCUCAUCUUCACCUAGCCAGACGAUGUGCUGUGAAAGAUAAGCAGACUUAUGUGGUUGACAUUGAUUUAUCAAAACCUACAGAGGGAGAAAAUGAUGAAAAAAUUGCAAUUUUAUGCUCAAAUAAAUCAGUUCAAUUAUAUGAUAAGGGAACUAUGACUUUUAUUCGAGAAUAUAAUGGGCAUCCUGGGGUUCUUAGUGAAGUAAAAUUCUCUCACUCAAAUAGACUUAUAUUAUCUUCAGCAUGCAGUGAUGGUACAGUAAAAAGUUGGGACACAAGGGUGUCUGGAACAGAUGCUAUUCAAAUAUUUACUGGUUAUCCCUCCAAUGCCUUCAUCAGCUUUGACAUAAGUUGCAAUGAUUUUGUUGUUUGUGCUGGUACAGAAAAAGUUGAAGAGGAUGCCUUUCUAGUUUUUUGGGAUGCCAGGUACAAUUCUGAAAACAAGUCUGCACGCCAAGAUCCGCUUGGAGUUUAUGCAGAGUCUCAUUUUGAUGACAUCACCAAAGUGUGCUUUCAUCCCACAAAUCCAAGCAUGGUAGCAUCCGGAUCCACUGAUGGACUUGUCAAUGUAUUUAAUAUCAGCAAAGAUAAUGAGGAUGAUGCUUUAGAUUCUACAUGCAACUCUGACUCUUCAGUAAGUUCCCUUGGAUGGGCAGGAAAAGAUUCGAAUCAGAUUUUUUGCCUCACACACGAUGAAGGUUUUUAUUGGUGGGACCUUGCUCAGAUAGACACCAACAAACCAAUUACCCUGUCCAAAAUUCAAGAUGUGAGAGAGGAAUUUGGCAUGCAUAAUGUUGACUACCUGAUUGGUGGUAUCUAUCAUAAAAAGGAAGAUACAUUGUUUCUUGUUGGAGGAUCUCACAGUGGCAAUGUUAACCUAUUAAAAUGUAGCAAUGAUGGAGUUAAGCACUUAAAAACCUUACAUGGUGGGCAUUCUGCUACCAUACGAUCUUUUUAUUGGGAUUUUGGAGAUGACUCACUUUUGACUGGUGGAGAAGAUGCUCAACUGCUAAUUUGGAAACAAGAAAGUCAGGGUGCAUCACCUCUAAAAAAAGACUCAAUGAAAAUUGCAUCAUCCGUGCAGCAGCGAGUACGAGUACACAAUAAGAAGUCCUACAGGACUAAAUAAAAAUGCCUGGAAUUGUUUUGAAGAUUUAUUUACAUUUUCUGUUUUUAUUAAGUGAUAGCUCAUGUUUUUAACACAAAGUAAUAAAAUUUGCUGUUACAGGUAACAGUUCAGCAAUA